This is a messenger RNA of Camellia sinensis, 1475 nucleotides long. Lineage: Eukaryota; Viridiplantae; Streptophyta; Magnoliopsida; Ericales; Theaceae. The record is from RefSeq and is a predicted model, not a curated record.
AUGAGCACCCCCUAUAAUGGUUCUCCUUGUGGCUCAACCCUGCCCCGUCUUGUAGAUAGACUGUCAAAUAGUGUUCGGGUGGUUCCCAUCACCCAAUCUACUUCAUCAUCUGAAUCAAGCUCUAGGAACUCUUCAGUUACAAGAAGAGGGGAAGGGUCUGGCUGUCAUCGUUGGAGACCAUUUAACACCGUCGUAUGGCUUUCGGUUGAGCUAGUGUUCACUGUAGGCCAAAUUAUUGCAGCCAUUAUUGUUUUGUCUGUCUCAGGACAUGAGAACCCACGAACUCCAUUGUUUGCUUGGAUUGUGGGUUACGCAGUUGGGUGUGCCGCAAGCCUUCCCCUCCUUUUUUGGCGUUAUCUUCACCGCAACCAGGGUACUGAACAAGGGUCAACUCAAUUGCGUCAAGAUUCUUCCCAGGGAAACUCUACAUCAGAACCUAAUUCUUACAUUACUAUCUCAUCAACUCGGGCCUCAGAAGAGGAAGAUGGUCAGAAUACAUCUUCGGGCACUAGGAUUGGUCAAAUAAUGGGACCUCCAAAUGCUAGGUUAAGUGCCCUGAUGGACCACUUAAAGAUGGCCUUGGAUUGCUUCUUUGCAGUAUGGUUUGUUGUUGGCAAUGUAUGGAUCUUUGGUGGGAAUUCAUCUUCUUCUGAUGCUCCCAAUUUGUACAGAUUAUGUAUAGUGUUUCUUACAUUUAGCUGUAUUGGGUAUGCUAUGCCCUUCAUUUUAUGCUCAGUGAUUUGCUGCUGUUUGCCUUGUAUUAUUUCAUUCUUGGGUGUCCGUGAUGACAUGAAUCGAAUGAGAGGGGCUUCUGAAGAAACUAUUAAUGCUCUGCCAACACACAAAUUCAAGUUAAAGGAUAAAGGUAGUCGCAGCAACUGUGACAGUAAUCCAGGAGUUGAUGAAGGUGGUUUUGUGGCCGCAGGAACGGAAAGAGAGCGUGUAAUCUCAGGGGAAGAUGCUGUGUGUCGCAUUUGCUUGGCGAGAGACGCAGAUAAUGACGAGUUGAGAUAGGUGCCUUGCUCUCAUUUCUUUAAUUGUGUUGCAUUUGCUUGGUGUGUUGCAUUUGCUUGGCGAAAUACGCAGAUAAUACGUAGAUAAAUGGCUGAAGAUCAAUGCAUCCUGUCCCUCUGUAAAUUUGAGAUUGGUGACAGCAAUGGAAAUUCAUCAUCUACAGGAGAACCCAGCCAGCAAGUGUGAAGUAUCAGGGGAUUGAAGUUACACGGUACACUAAAUGUGAUCAUAUCGUGGGAUCAACUUGCUCUUUUAGUGGGAACACUUCCUCUUAAAUUGAACCUUGCCCCCCUUUUUUGCCAAUGAAUCCGGGUUGUACAGUUUGAGUCAAAUCAAUAAUCUUGUGAAGCUUGUAUAAUAUUAUUUUCAAUUUCAAUUAUUCACAUCAAAUUUUAAGUUGGAAGGCUGUGCAUGAAUAUUGACUACUAUUCUCUGGAAUGAAUGAAUGAAUGAUUUGAACA